CACCCUCCUCCCUUCCUUUCUUCUCCCUUCUUCCCCUAAAUACAAUUAAGAGUCGAAUAAGGAGGAGGAGAAGAAGGCGAAAGACAAGAAGAGGUGGAGGAGAUUUAAGCUUAUAUGCGGCUCACUCACUUGCUUGAACUUCUAUUAAUGCAUGUGUGCAUUCAUACUUCUUCCUCCAUUAAUGGUGAUAAAAACAGCUUGUCAUCUUCCCCAAUCAUGAACUCUACUUGAGCGAAACACUUCCUCAACUUUGGCAUUUCCUCAGUUGCAAUUCAUCGACAUGACUGAGGAACAUGAGCAAGAAGAACAACAAAAUGGAAUACUAAAUGGGUCAAUCAUGAUGGAUCCAUUGUUUCGUGGCAUUCUUGACGACGACGAUCACUUCCCCAAUGUCUUAGAUAUCAAUACGCUGGCCGCAUCCAAUGUUGAGCAAGGUGUUCAAAACCAUGGAAAAAGAAAGAUCAACUAUCGACAUACAACAGAGCAAAUUCAACAACUCGAGGCGUUCUUCCAAGAAUUCCCUCAUCUAGACGACAAACAAAGGAAGGAGUUAGGGCAAAAACUCGGAUUAGACCCAAUGCAAGUGAAGUUUUGGUUUCAAAACAAGAGGACACAAAUGAUGAACCAACUCGAGCGAGAGGAAAACCAAAGGUUGAGGGAGGAGAAUGAUCUUCUCCUAUCGGACAACUUGAAGUUGAAGGAAGCACUCAACAGUGCUUGUUGUCCCAACUGUGGCGGCCCGCCCUCACUCGGUGAGAUCUCUAUCGACGAGCAACAACUACUAGCCGAAAACAGUCGUCUACGCAAACAGAUCGAAAGGAUCACUGCAAUGGUCGCAAAGCGAACAGGGGUUCAGCUGAUUCCGUUCCUAGAACUAAACCUACCGGCAACUGUGGCUGGAGUCCAUCCUAGACCAGGUUCAACUUCGAACAAUAAGAAUCUGCCCGAGUUUGGGAAACCGGCUGCGGCCGCUUUGGCUGAGCUAGCCAUGGCGGAGCUUCUCGCACUGGCUCAGCUCGGCGAACCGAUGUGGGUUCGAGGGCCCGACGGGCUCACCGAAGACUUAAACCAGGCCGAAUAUGUCCGAGCUUUUGCAAAUGGGCUCGGACCCAAGAGUGUGAACCUGGCUACAGAGGCCACCCGGGCUACCGCAAUCGUGGCCAUGCCGGCUGAGGCACUGGUCGGCAUGCUCAUGGACGUGGAGAAAUGGAUCGCGUUCUUCUCCGGCAUCGUCACCGGAGCAGCCACCGUGGAGGUGUACGCCACCGGAGCAGCAGCAGGAAGCUACGAUGGCGCUCUGCAACUGAUGACGGCCGAGCUGCAGGUUCCGAGCCCCCUCGUUCCGGCGAGGGAGGGCUUGUUCCUGAGGCACUGCAAGCAGCCGGAGGGAGCGCGCUGGGCCGUGGUCGACGUUUCCUUCGAAGUGCGGCACGACACCAUGGCCAAGUUCCGCCGAAGGCCCUCCGGAUGCAUCAUCCAGGAAACACCUGACGGUCGCUCGAAGGUCGUAUGGGUCGAGCAUGUCGAAGCGGACCAUGGAGAUGUCCAUGCGCUGUACAAGGCCAUCGUCAACUCCGGCCUUGCCUUCGGAGCAAAAAGAUGGCUGGCGAGAAUGGAGAGGCAGUGCGAGAGAUUAUCGAGCCUCACCAAUUCCACUGCUCAUAUCGGGAACGUCGAGAUGACCCAUAACAUACUAAAUCUAUCGGAGAGGAUGGCGAUGAGCUUCUGCAGCGGUGUCAGUGGCUCUCUGAUCCACCAGUGGGCUCAAGUAACUGGUGCUGCCACAAACGAUGUGAGGAUCAGGAGCAGGAAGAACAAUGGAGAUCCAGGGAGACCUGCUGGAACUGUGCUCAGUGCAAGCACUUCAAUCUGGCUGCCAAUCUCUCCAAAGAGAGUUUUUGAUUUCCUGCGCAGUGUGCCAUCGCGUAGCCAGUGGGACAUUUUGCUGCAUGGAGCCAUGGUCUACGAAGCAGCAGCAGCCAUUUUGAGCAGCCUGGAAGAAGACAACUGUGUCUCCAUUUUGGCAGUUGGACUCCCUGGCGAGGGGAACACGACGAUGAUACUGCAAGAAACCCGGAGUGACUCAACUUGCAAAUACAUUAUCUACUCUCCUGUUGAGGCUGCCAUGGUCAAUGCAGUGCUUGGUGGCGAGGACUCCAACUCUGUUGCACUUCUGCCUUCAGGAUUUGCCAUACUCCCUGAUGAGAUCUCUGAACGUGGGGGUUCUCUUCUCACUGUAGCUCUUCAGAUCUUUAUCGACUCGUCUCCUGGUUCCGAGAUCAUUUCUGGAUCCAUAGAUGUAGUGAACAGUCUUCUGUCCUGCACCUGUGACAGAAUAAGAGCCAUCAUGUCAUCCAGUAACGUUCAGUAGCUCAGGAGCAGCUGGAGCUACUGCGAGUGGGAAUUCAAGAAUGCCUCUCUAUUUUCCUACUCGUCUGUUCAGCCUUCAGAGUCUUCAGCAAAGAAGAAAACAUGUACAAAUCGUCAGUUUUUCCUUGUCAGCUGUGUGAUUGUCAACUCUCUUAAGCAGGACACUUUGCAUGAACAAUGCUUGUGUAUCAGCUUCCUAUUUGCUUGGCAUGUGCUCUUCAUUUGA
This is a messenger RNA of Zingiber officinale, 2596 nucleotides long. RefSeq names its product homeobox-leucine zipper protein ROC2-like. Bases 281 to 2371 code for a protein of 696 amino acids. NCBI's taxonomy places the organism in Eukaryota, Viridiplantae, Streptophyta, Magnoliopsida, Zingiberales, Zingiberaceae. The transcript is spliced from 11 exons. Gene Ontology annotation, molecular function: DNA binding; lipid binding. The record is from RefSeq and is a predicted model, not a curated record.